AGCGCAUCCAAACGUGAAGCUGUUCAUUAGCCACUGCGGUCUAGCAGGCGUCUACGAAACUGUUUACCACGGCGUGCCUGUGAUCGCCCUCCCCGCGACCCACGAGCACGGAGCCAUGGCGGGGAAAUUAGUGCUGGCUGGUGCAGCCAUCCAGCUGUCCUGGCUCACCCUAACUGAGGAGAUCUUACGUGACGCCGUUAUGGAAAUCAUGACCAAUCCAAGUUACGGGGAAAAGAUGGCCUUCGUAUCCCGGGUGUUCCGGGACCAAAAGGACACGGCGCUAGAUCGCGCGGUGUUUUGGACCGAGUAUGCGGCUCGCUUCCGGGGAGCGUCGCACCUCAAGUCCCCAGCGCGACACCUGUCCUGGAUAGAGUUCCUCAGCCUUGAUUUUAUUCUGCUAGCACUUGUUCUAUGUUACUGUGCAUUUAAUGUGUUCCUUAAGGCUAUCCGGGCUCUGAGAACCAAAUAUGUGGGAGAUAAAUACGAAAAGCCGAGCAGGCUUCGGACGGAGAAAUGUGCAGUUGCUGACGCUGACAAGCCACCAAGAGGCCAGGGAUGUCGGCGCCGUGUCGGCCAAUAUCUGUGA
Messenger RNA from Hyalella azteca, 586 nucleotides. RefSeq names its product UDP-glucuronosyltransferase 2B14-like. Gene Ontology annotation, molecular function: UDP-glycosyltransferase activity. The transcript has 3 exons. The record is from RefSeq and is a predicted model, not a curated record. Bases 116 to 586 code for a protein of 156 amino acids. Lineage: Eukaryota; Metazoa; Arthropoda; Malacostraca; Amphipoda; Hyalellidae.